This is a messenger RNA of Mastomys coucha (southern multimammate mouse), 2985 nucleotides long. It is a transcript of the gene Mon1b, whose product is annotated as MON1 homolog B, secretory trafficking associated. Lineage: Eukaryota; Metazoa; Chordata; Mammalia; Rodentia; Muridae. Gene Ontology annotation, biological process: vesicle-mediated transport; protein targeting to vacuole. The transcript is spliced from 6 exons. Bases 136 to 1812 code for a protein of 558 amino acids. The record is from RefSeq and is a predicted model, not a curated record.
GUUCUUAGCCCUUGGUACACGAAGUGGGCCACUGUGGCCCCACUUCACAGCGGACCCUGGCUGCGUCCGGUGGAAGGACGCGCAGAUUCCACAGAGUUCCGGGAGAGUCCCGCGCUAUCUUUACGGGAUGUGCAGAUGGAGGCCGAAGGAGAUAAUGCUGUCCCAGCCCCCGGGGGCGUGGAGGACUUGGUGGACACGCAGUUCCCCAGAGAGGAGGCUGGAGACAGUGAAGGGGUUCACUCAAGCACGCUGGAUCCCGGAGAUGGGGACCCGGAGGACACAGGAUCCAAGGCCAAGGACCAGCCAUCCAGCCUCCUAUCACCUUUGCCUCAGGCUGAGGCUGCAUCAAGCACUUGUGAGCACUGGAAAACUGCAGCUUCCAACAGCAGUCCCCCUGGAGAACCUGAGAGUAGCUCUGAGGGUCAGGGAGAAGACCCCAGUGAAGGGGACUCCAACGAUGAGGACCCUAGUGAUGAGGACUGGCGCAGCCAACGGAAGCACGUGUUCGUGCUGAGUGAGGCAGGCAAGCCCAUUUACUCACGGUAUGGUAGCGUGGAGGCACUGUCAGCUACCAUGGGUGUGAUGACAGCCCUGGUGUCCUUUGUGCAGAGUGCAGGAGAUGCCAUCCGUGCCAUCUAUGCUGAGGACCACAAGCUGGUGUUCCUGCAGCAGGGUCCACUCCUGCUGGUGGCUGUGUCCCGGACUCCACAGUCUGCAGCACAGCUACGAGGUGAGCUGCUUGCAGUACACGCCCAAAUUGUGAGCACACUCACGCGUGCAAGCGUGGCCCGCAUCUUCGCACAUAAGCAGAACUACGACCUCCGUCGCCUGUUGGCUGGCUCAGAGCGCACACUGGACCGGCUCCUGGAUAGUGUGGAGCAAGACCCAGGUGCCCUGCUCCUGGGCGCUGUGCGCUGUGUGCCUCUGGCCCGUCCACUGCGGGAUGCCCUGGGCACACUGCUGAGGCGCUGUACAGCUCCAGGCCUGGCCUUAUCAGUGCUGGCUGUUGGCGGUCGACUGAUAACCGCAGCCCAGGAGAGGAAUGUGCUGGCGGAGUGCCGGCUGGACCCAGCUGAUCUACAGUUGCUGCUUGACUGGGUGGGUGCACCAGCCUUCGCGGCAGGUGAAGCAUGGGCACCUGUGUGCCUGCCUCGCUUUAACCCAGAUGGUUUCUUCUAUGCCUAUGUGGCCCGCCUGGAUUCCAUGCCUGUCUGCCUGCUGCUGCUUGGUACCAACCGUGAAGCCUUCCAUGCCAUGGCUGCGUGCCGGCGCUUAGUUGAAGAUGGGAUGCACAACCUUGGUGCCCUGCGUACUCUUGGAGAGGCUGCCAACUUCUCUAAUGGCCCAGCAGCCAAUGCCCCUGCCUACAGUGUGCAGGCUGUGGGAGCGCCUGGCCUCCGGCAUUUUCUCUAUAAGCCACUGGAUAUCCCUGAACAACACCGCCAGCUGCCACAGUUUACCAGUCCCGAGCUAGAGGCCCCAUACAGUAGAGAGGAGGAGCGACAGCGACUGUCCGACUUGUAUCACCGCCUGCAUGCUCGCCUCCACAGCACCUCCCGGCCCCUGCGCCUCAUUUACCAUGUGGCUGAGAAAGAGACCCUGCUGGCUUGGGUGACUUCCAAGUUUGAGCUCUAUACUUGCCUCAGCCCCCUGGUAACCAAGGCUGGUGCCAUCUUAGUAGUGACGAAGCUCUUGCGCUGGGUAAGGAAGGAAGAGGACCGGCUUUUCAUCCGUUACCCACCCAAAUACUCCACACCCCCAUCCACCUCAGCGGAACAGGCCCCCAACAAUGGCUUGUUCACAGGCCUCUGAACAACUGGUGGAUCGACCACAUUUGGCUUUACAUUCUGUGUCUACUCUGGAAAUGUGGGUAGAAGUCUGUGCAGAGCUGGUCCCCGUCUCCCUGGUCAGAUGGGCAAGAUGUCUGCCCACAAAUGGGAGAAGGGUGACAGCAGCCAGGGACACAGGUUUCUCUCUGAGCCCCUUCAUUCUCUUCCACGUCUAGGAAAGUGGGAAGCUUCCUCUGUCCCCUGCCUCACCUCCUCAAGCAGCCUGAAUGCCGCCACACCCUCUGUCACCAGCUGUCUCCGCCAAGCCUCUUCUAAGCAGCACAGGUUGCUACCAUGUCCUUAUUCCAAGUAGACCUGAGACUGGGCUGAGGCUGUCCUCAGGGCUGGGGUGGGAAACCCACAAGGGCUCUAGAAUUUGGAAUGCAGGGCUAGCCUGUUCUUGAAACCAGCCUAUGGAUGUUUAAAAAAAAAAUACACAAAAACUAUAUAGAAAGGGCCUAAAGCUGAAUCCCUUGAGGCAUUCUUCUGUCUUUCAUGCUCCCUCCCCUCCCCCAUAAUUUUUCCCUUUCCUUACUUUAAAACAAAGAACCCCCCAAAAGACCAAAGCCCCACCAUGUGGGGCUGUUUCUUACACGAAUAAGAGGGUGGCCUCCAGCGUCCACCUGUGUAAAACUUGCUACUUGACUACAUCCAUGAGCCGGGAUUCAGCUUUGUAAAGAUGCUCUUAGCCGCUAAAGCUUUCGCUUUCUUCUGUAACUUUUAGUGGAGAUCUGUAAACGGACAGGGGUUGGAAAUGUGUUGUGCUGAUGCCCAGCAUGAACAUAUUCUGGACAUUGGACGCUUGCAGUAACAACCUAAAGAAGAGCCCUUAAAGAGCUUGUGCUCACAGCCCACCUCAACUGCUCACUACCUGGCUUCCAGCCUUUUUUAAGAGACACGGUCCUGAGGUUGCGCGCAUGCGCGCAAACGUAAACUAGCAGUUGCAGUUUGCAGAUAUUCUGCGCUUGCUCCAAGUAGACACCUGUGACGCCCCACCCCCUGGUUUCCUACAAUAAGUGUAGUGGCACGCGCUGCCUUUCCCUGCUGUUGCUCUUCCGAGGCUCAUGCGCAGAUACCCCACGUUGGGAAAUGGCUGCGGAGCUGGAGCCUUUGAUGGCGGAGUGGGUGGAAGCUGAGAAAGCUGAAGACACUCGAG